Molecule: messenger RNA, 3736 nt
Organism: Acomys russatus (golden spiny mouse)
Lineage: Eukaryota; Metazoa; Chordata; Mammalia; Rodentia; Muridae
Gene: Esf1
Product: ESF1 nucleolar pre-rRNA processing protein homolog
Exons: 14
Coding region: 162-2681 (839 amino acids)
Biological process (GO): rRNA processing
Cellular component (GO): nucleus
Molecular function (GO): RNA binding
Source: RefSeq, a predicted model, not a curated record
UCGCGUGCCGUUGUGGUCGAGCGUCACGCAAAGGAUUGUGGGUGUACGCUCCAUGUGAACUCAGACCGGGAUCGGAAAAGAGAAGGGAAAAGUGUCUUGUUCUCCGUCGGCGGCUUUUGAGUAUUUGGUUUCUCUGGAUAGUUCUUCAUUAAACUUUAAAAAUGUCAUCUAAACAAGAAGUAAUGGAUGACCAGCGGUUCAGGCGAGUUUCAAAGGAUCCCAGAUUUUGGGAAAUGCCAGAAAAGGACCGAAAAGUCAAAAUUGACAAGAGGUUUCGCGCCAUGUUUCAUGACAAGAAGUUUAAAUUGAACUAUGCUGUUGAUAAAAGAGGGCGCCCUAUCAAUCACAGCACCACGGAAGACCUGAAGCGCUUCUAUGACCUCUCCGACUCUGAUUCUGAUCUCUCUGAUGAAGAAAACAAAGAACUGAACCAAAAGAAAGUAAAGCAGAAAAAAAGCCAGACCAAAAAAGAAGUGAAGUCAAAAGCACUGACUGAGGAAAAAAAGAAAGAAACCAAGAAAGCUGACCAAAAGGAUCCUAUAAAUAAAAACAACUUAGAUAAUUCUGAAAGAAUUCAGAAAGUGAAAAAGACGAGUAAAUCUCAGAAGAUAGAUUCAGAAGUAAAUCCCAAGAAGGAUAGUGAAGAAUUCCUGCUAAAUACGAAGAAGAAAAGGAGCAUCACCAACCUUUGUGCGGACACUUCACCCAAAGGAAAGCUAAGGACCAAAGAUCCCAGGACGUCUGAAAUCGUGGAAUCCCCAAGAACCAGUUCUAAGGCAAAGAGAGACAAGCAAUCAGUGGUUUCAGUCAUAGUGGCAAAAGACAAUGACGGUGAAAUGGUUGACGGAGAUGCCCUGGAGGAAGAUUCAGACAGUGCCAGUGAAAUAGGAAGUGAGGAAGAAUCUGAAGAUGAAAUCACAAGUGAUGAUAGAACUUCAGCUGGUGAUGAUGAAAAUGAAGAUGAGGAAGAAGCAGAAGAAGAAGAAGAUAGUGAGGAGGAGGAGGAUGAAAGUGACAGUGGUCCUGAUCUUGCAAGGGGUAAAGGAAAUAUAGAAACUAGUUCUGAAGACGAAGAUGAUUCAGUGUAUUUAUUUCCAGAAGAACCUGGUCUUGAGCAUGCUUGGAGAGAAUUAGAUAAAGAUGCUCCUCGUGCUGACGAGAUUACACGCCGACUAGCCGUUUGCAACAUGGACUGGGAUAGAUUAAAGGCAAAAGAUUUGCUGGCUCUGUUCAACUCAUUUAAGCCCAAGGGAGGAGUCGUAUUUUCUGUAAAGAUAUAUCCUUCGGAGUUUGGAAAGGAGAGGAUGAAGGAAGAGCAAGUGCAAGGACCAGUGGAGUUACUGAGUAUCCCUGAGGACGCCCCUGAAAAGGACUGGGCCUCUAGAGAGAAGCUAAGAAACUACCAGUUCAAACGACUGAAAUACUAUUAUGCAGUAGUGGAUUGCGAUUCUCCUGAAACAGCAAGUAAGAUUUAUGAAGAUUGUGAUGGCCUGGAGUUUGAAAGCAGUUGUUCUUUCAUAGACCUAAGGUUUAUCCCAGAUGACAUUACUUUUGAUGAUGAGCCCAAGGAUGUGGCCUCAGAAGUUGAUCUAACAGCAUAUAAACCAAAGUAUUUUACAUCUGCUGCAAUGGGAACCUCAACGGUGGAGAUCACUUGGGAUGAGACUGAUCAUGAAAGAAUCACAACACUUAACAGAAAGUUUAAAAAGGAAGAGCUUUUAGACAUGGACUUCCAGGCCUACUUAGCUUCCUCAAGUGAGGAUGAAGAGGAGACGGAAGAAGCGUCUCAAGGUGAGGAUGGAGCCAAUGUAGGAGAAGAUGGGAAAACAAAGAAACACCAGAAGGAUGAUGAAGAACAAAUUGCUAAAUAUCGACAGCUCUUGCAGGUUAUCCAAGAAAAAGAAAAGAAGGGAAAAGAAAAUGAUAUGGAAAUGGAAAUCAAGUGGGUUCCAGGUCUUAAGGAGAGUGCAGAAGAGAUGGUCAAAAAUAAGUUGGAGGGAAAGGAUAAGCUGACCCCUUGGGAACAAUUUUUAGAGAAAAAGAAAGAGAAGAAAAGACUGAAAAAGAAGCAGAAGGCUCUAGCUGAAGAAGCCAGUGAAGAUGAGCUUCCUUCUGAUGUUGAUUUGAAUGAUCCCUACUUUGCUGAAGAAGUUAAAAAAAUAGGUAUAAAGAAGAAAUCAAUGAAAUCAGCAAAAGGCAGUGCAUCUUCAGAGGAAGACACGGAGCUAGAAAAGCAAAAGGCUGAGAUGGCUUUGCUUGUAAUGGAUGAGGAAGAGGACAGCAAGAAGCAUUUCAAUUAUGACAAGAUCGUGGAGCACCAGAAUCUGAGCAAAAAGAAGAAGAAACAGCUUAUGAAAAAGAAGGAGUUACUUGAGGAUGAAUUUGAGGUAAAUGUUAGUGACGCACGGUUUCAGGCAAUGUACACCUCACACCUGUUCAAUUUGGAUCCCUCUGAUCCUAAUUUCAAGAAAACGAAAGCUAUGGAAAAAAUUCUUGAGGAGAAAGCCCGGCAACGAGAACAGAAAGAACAGCUGCUUGCUCAAGCAGUAGAGCGAGCACAGCAGGACAUGGGAAAGGCAGCACAGCAGCAGCACAUGGAUCCUGCCUUGUCCAUGGUGAUUAAAUCUGUGAAAAACAAAACAGAGCAAUUCCAAGCCAGAAAAAGACAAAGGGUCAAAUAACUGGGACGGACUCUGUUAUCUUAUGUAUACAGAAAUGUUAUAAGGGAUACUGGAAAUAAAGCCACCUUUCUAGACUAUGAAAAAUAUCCUUUUCUGACCAUUAUAAAGUUGUUCUUCAUUGGGGCUAGUGAGAUGGCUCGACAAUAAAGAACAUUAGUACUUUUGCAGAGCAUCUGAGUUUGCUUCCCAGCACCCACAUGGCAGCUCACAACCAAAAUGUAAUUGUAGUUCUGAGAGAUCCAGUGCCCUCUCUUCACCUUAGUGACAUAGUGUGUGCACAAACACAGUUGCAGGAAAAAUAUUCACACAUAAAUUUAAAUAUAAAAUUUUGGGCUGGGUGUGGUGGCGCAUGCCUUUAAUCCCAGCACUAGGGAGGCAGAGGCAGGUGGAUCGUUCUGAGUUCAAGGCUAGCCUAGUCUACAAAGCGAGUCCAGGACAGCCAGGGCUACACAGAGAAACCCUGUCUCAAUCAAUCAAUAAAUCAAAUAAAUUUAGAAAAAAUGUUCCCCUUACAUAAUUGUUAAACCUAAUUGUAAAUAGUUCACAUUUUAUACUGUGUAUAUCCACAAAUGUGACAUAAUAUAAUUAUGUAAAUUGUAAAAUCUUUAAGAUUUCUAUAUUGUAUGAAGUUCAUUUCCUGCAAAUGUAAAGUUAUUCUAAUUUAGCUUCCUAACAGAAGACUAAAAUCUUGUAAAAUCGUGACAACUUUUCUCUGUAUAGAUUACAAACAAAUUAAAAAUAUGUAUAUGUGGUACCUUAAUCUCUCUGAAGGCAGGAGGCGUAUUUAAAUAGGUAAUAAAAUAAUUUUUUUUUAACCAGGCAUGUGGGCGCAUGCCUUUGGUCCCAGCACUCAGGAGGCAAAGACAAGCAGAUCUCUGUGAGCACAAGGCCAGUCUGGUCUACAGAGGGAGUUUUAGGACAGCCAUGGAUACACAGAGAAACCAAAUGAUAAAAUAGUAAUUUAGUUUUCUAAUGUAAAGGGCAGAAGCUGUGGUUUUUUUCAUGCUUAGUUAUUUCCAUGUAGAAUUAAUUUAUGAAUAAAUGUGAGAGUUGUU